GACCACGUGUCUUUGCAGGGGUGGACCUCAUUGCCGCCUUCUACGGCUGUCUGUACUGCGGCUGCGUGCCCGUCACGGUGCGGCCCCCGCACCCCCAGAACCUCACCACCACGCUGCCCACUGUCAAGAUGAUCGUGGAGGUCAGCAAGUCCGCUUGCGUCCUCACCACACAGGCCAUCAUGCGGCUGCUCAAGUCCAAAGACGCGGCCGCCGCCGUGGACAUCAGGACCUGGCCGACCAUUCUAGACACAGAUGACAUACCAAAAAAGAAGGUGGCGAACAUUUUCAGGCCCCCGUCUCCAGAUGUGCUCGCAUACUUGGACUUCAGCGUAUCAACUACGGGGAUAUUAGCAGGCGUGAAGAUGUCACACGCGGCCACAAGUGCCUUGUGCCGCUCCAUAAAGCUGCAGUGUGAGCUGUACCCCUCGAGGCAGAUCGCCAUAUGCCUUGACCCCUACUGUGGCCUCGGCUUCGCCCUGUGGUGUCUGUGCAGGUGA
Messenger RNA from Leptonychotes weddellii (Weddell seal), 497 nucleotides. NCBI's taxonomy places the organism in Eukaryota, Metazoa, Chordata, Mammalia, Carnivora, Phocidae. The record is from RefSeq and is a predicted model, not a curated record.